UCUGCAAAUCACACAGCACACGGAAACCUGACUGAAAAACUGGGGGGUGGGGGAAAACCCCUUUGGGUCCAUUUAACAAUGAACGAAAACCAUCUCAAUAUGGGCGGGGAGCUUCGUCAGGGCGAAUACCUCACCAGUGUCGACGGGAAACACAGAGCCGUCUUCCAGGAUAACGGCAACUUUGCCAUCAUCUCUGAGUCUUCUGUCACCUGGCAAACAAAGACCUCCGGCAGCCAUGGCAUGCGAAUUGUUCUCCAGGCAGAUGGAAACCUGGUGAUGUACACACAAUAUAGGAAGGUGGUUUGGUCUAGCUACAGCUACAGCUUACUACGAGAGUCAGCACAUGUUCGACUGACUCUGACCAACGAAGGCCUCCUGGAGCUGGACAGAGAUGGGGUGCACAUCUGGUCCUCUGCCACAUCUGAGAAUUGGAGGCCCAAAAACUUGUGAAAUAGGCUACAUUCUGAACCAAUAAACAAGUUUUACU
Messenger RNA from Lampris incognitus (smalleye Pacific opah), 487 nucleotides. Its product is annotated as B-type lectin plumieribetin-like. The transcript has 3 exons. The coding region runs from base 79 to 450 and encodes 123 amino acids. NCBI's taxonomy places the organism in Eukaryota, Metazoa, Chordata, Actinopteri, Lampriformes, Lampridae. The record is from RefSeq and is a predicted model, not a curated record.